Molecule: messenger RNA, 854 nt
Organism: Anopheles stephensi (Asian malaria mosquito)
Lineage: Eukaryota; Metazoa; Arthropoda; Insecta; Diptera; Culicidae
Exons: 2
Coding region: 270-629 (119 amino acids)
Source: RefSeq, a predicted model, not a curated record
AGAGGCGCGGUAGAACAUUCCCGCGGGCAGCUACGAAAACCAGGCUCCAAAUAACUACCGUUAAGAACAAUACAAUCAAUCUAGUAGUCCGCUGGUUUUGACGUAUUUGCGACGAACAAUUCUGACCGGACGACUGUCAUAGUAGCCUGUGACAUUUUCGUUGAAAAUCUCCAGAUUGGUGGUUUAAAAUUUGCUCACUCCUCGUGCGAAGUUGUCCAGUUCGAGUUGGAAAUCAAUUUACGUGUUGAGUUGUGUAACUUCCCCUGUCGAUGGAUAUUUCAAAGGUUUUAAUCCGUCAGUUGAGUGCCCGCGAAUGGCGUCGGUUUGCUGCGUUUCGAAGUCUACCGGCCGACUCAAUCGACCCUGCCUUUCGGCAGCACAUUCUCGCGAACUACGACGUACACUUUUACGAGUACGGUGAGCUGGAACCGAGAUAUGGAACCUCCCCGAGGGAGCCGGUAGCGUUCUCGGUGGACGAACCGAAGCCGGGUCCAAGCAAAGAAGCAAGGUCCGAUGGAAAGCAGCACCAAUUAGCCGAUUUGGUUGCCGGCCACGGCUCCCAGGAAGGCGAGGAAGAUGAAACGCUACCGAGAUUGUCGGAGGAAGAGGUUCAAUUUAUAGAGGUAUAAAUUCCCGACCCGAGCUGUGACGCCCGAAGGCGGAAGCUUUGUUACAGUGUGUGGUUUUACUACCAAGGUCAUAUCCGUAUUACUAGAACACAAGAAUUGCAUGAAGUAUAUCCGUAAAACAGAAUGCUUCGACAACAAACCCCUACAAGCGUGUGGAGAGAGAUAAUAGCGAAGAAGAGCUCUAAUUGUACCCUUUUUUUCUCUUGUUGUUUUCCACAACCCCGU